This is a messenger RNA of Camelina sativa (false flax), 912 nucleotides long. Its product is annotated as jacalin-related lectin 39-like. Lineage: Eukaryota; Viridiplantae; Streptophyta; Magnoliopsida; Brassicales; Brassicaceae. The record is from RefSeq and is a predicted model, not a curated record.
AGAGACGAGAAAGAACUAUAUAUACCCCCCGCUUGCUCUCCCUCAUGAAGUAAAUCAUCGCUCUCAAGUAUCAUCAGAUUUAUAUUAUAUACAGCUUGAAUUAGAGCUAAGAAACUCAAAGGAAGAAAACAAUGGCAUAUCGUCAUGAACGAUAUAGUUCGAGCUUUGUUGCUCAGAAUGGAACCGAGUGGGACGAUGGGGCCUACGUAAAGGUUACGAAGAUAAAAGCAAGUCACGAUGGCUGUGGUAUCACCUUGGUUCAGUUUCACUAUCUCGACGGCACGGGGACUCUUGUAGAAGGUCCUGUUCACGGGACGGAGCCUUUUCAAUUUGAUGGAGAUUACGGGAGGGUUCCACAACCGGAUCCCGUAAGCGAUGAGUUUUUGCUGGCUGAAGAGGAAUACAUCCACACCGUGGUAGCAUAUAGCCAAUAUUGUGUGAGGAAGAUUGAGUUUGAGACGAACAAGCGAAUCAUUGCGUUCGGAGUCGAACCAUACGACCCAGAAUACCUUAACCGAAUCGAGGCACGCGACAUAGAAAUAUACGAACUACAGGCCACAUAUGGCGAUAUAGACAAACGCCCGAUCGUCGGCUUCCAUGGCAAAUCUGGGAUUCAUUACCUUCAUGAACUCGGUGUCUACCUUCGUCCUCAUCAAUAUUAAAAUAAAAAUCUAAAAAAUAAAAAUAAAAAGAUAUAAAUAAAACAGCUCUCAAGCUACUUUCUACUUUACUUUUAUGUUUUUACUUACGUUGUCGUCCUACUUCUUUUGUGCUUUAUAUGGCUUUUGUGCUUUAUAUGGUUCACCUACAGACGUGUGUCUUACGUUGUUAUAUAGAAUCGUUGUUUCGUUUGGAAUAAAUUAAAGUAAUAUGGUUUUACAUCUAAUAAAAUAUGUUGGAGCUACAAGCAUA